AUGGAUAGUAGUGAUGAUCAAGGAAUUGAAGGCGUAGAAGCAUUUUCACCAGUAACAAAGAAUAAACGAGGAAAAAUUGUUUGUUCACGUGAGCGAGUACGCAUUGUCAAUAUGUACAAGACAAUUAUUAAGAAUAAUCCAAAUAUGUCAAUGAGGGAAAUGAGGGCGAUAAUUUCAAAAACAAUGGGCGUUGGGGAAUCAACAGUACAUAGAACCAUCAUUAAUUACAAGGAAACUAAAACGGUAGUAUCCCCAAAACGCACUAGAGUAAGAAAACAGAUUACUGAAGCGUUCGAUGACUUCGAUCGGAAUGCAGUCCGUAGGCACGUACACAGUAUUUGGUUCCGACGAGAAAUCCCUACGGUUGAUAAAAUUCACAAAGCUGUGUCUGAUGAUAAAGAUUUGCCAACCGUAUCGCGUACUAGUAUAUUUAAAUUAUUGAAGGAAUUAAAAUUCCGUUACGUUAAGAAAGGUCGUAACAGUGCUCUAACAGAAAAAACCGAGUUAAUACUUUGGCGAAGAAGGUACUUGAGAUCAAUACGGAACUAUCGUGAAGAGGGUCGCCAUGUGUAUUAUUUAGACGAAACCUGGGUGAAUGCUAGUGACUGUCCAAAUUAUGAAUGGCGUGAUACAACAAUAACAUCCCACCGUGACGCAUUCCUAAAGAGAAUGUCGACCGGUUCUGUGAAUCCGUCUGGCAAAGGCAAGCGUCUAAUUGUUCUUCAUAUGGAGUCCGAAGAUGGUUUGGUUGACAAUGGAUUAUUGUGUUUUGAAUCCAAGAAGAACUCCCGCGAUUACCACGACGAGAUGAACGGGCAAACAUUUUGCGAGUGGAUGGAAAAUAUUCUACCUCGUCUAAAGGACAACUGCGUUAUUGUUAUGGACAAUGCGUCGUAUCAUUCAGUUAAGUUGGACAAAGCACCGACUGCGUCAACGAAGAAGGCCGAUAUUAUACAGUGGUUGGAGAAUAAAGGGGAAGUGGUGGAUAGGACUAUGAUAAUACGAGAACUUUUAGACAUUGUAAAAAAAAUUAAGCCUCAACAUGAGAAAUUUGUUAUUGAUGAAAUCGCCAAUAGAAGGCAUAGAAAGAGUAGAUGCAGAUAUGUGGAGGAACUUUAUAAGACACACGAUAACGGAAGAAAAUAA
Molecule: messenger RNA, 1146 nt
Organism: Aphis gossypii (cotton aphid)
Lineage: Eukaryota; Metazoa; Arthropoda; Insecta; Hemiptera; Aphididae
Exons: 2
Coding region: 1-1146 (381 amino acids)
Molecular function (GO): nucleic acid binding
Source: RefSeq, a predicted model, not a curated record